ACACACACACACACACACACACACACACAAAACACAGCAGGUGCAACACUAGCUAGCUGUAAGCAUAAGAAGUAGGCAGCAAUGGCGAGGCAUCGCCUCCUCGUCGUGCUCCUCAUCGGGAUAGUUGCAGCCUCCGCCUUCAACCAAGCAGCUGCCGCUGGCCGAGGCCUUGCUGUCGUUGAGAAGUUUGCAGAGCUAGAGCCAAAGCCAGAGCCCAAACCAGAACCAAUUCCCAAGCUUACGCCACACCCAGAGCCAGAGCCUUGCAAACCUGAACCAAUGCCCAAACCCAAACCAAAACCCGAACAAAAGCCCGGACAGAAGCCCGAACCAGAACCCAAGCCCAAGCCAAUGCCAAAACCAAAGCCCGAGCCCUGCUCCAAACCAAAGCCAGAUCCUAAGCCCGAGCCGAUGCCGAAACCCGAACCAAAGCCGGAGCCCAAGCCUAAACCUGAACCGAAACCGAAGCCGCCUCCGAAGUGCAAAUCACCGGCAACACACAAUUGAUGGGAUAAUUAUAUAUGACACUUGACGAAGGAGACCUGGAAUGGAGCCACACUGUGUUAUUGUUAGAAUAAGUGGUGUAGUAUUCUCUGUAUUCACUUUCUUUUUAUUGUUCCAUGAGCGCGUGAUGAGUAUUAGAACUCUGUGAUUAUUAUUUUCUUGUUGCUAUAUGUUCAUCUACUUUGUAUGUGACCAGACUCGUUGUUCUUUUGAGUAUAAGUGCAUGAUUGUAUUCAUUCGCAUGAAUGAGCUAUGUUGUCCAGUGGGCUGCAGUCUAUUGUUGUUUUCUC
Messenger RNA from Triticum aestivum (bread wheat), 794 nucleotides. RefSeq names its product protein TsetseEP. The transcript has a single exon. The record is from RefSeq and is a predicted model, not a curated record. Bases 82 to 507 code for a protein of 141 amino acids. NCBI's taxonomy places the organism in Eukaryota, Viridiplantae, Streptophyta, Magnoliopsida, Poales, Poaceae.